Messenger RNA from Castor canadensis (American beaver), 1005 nucleotides. RefSeq names its product SPARC related modular calcium binding 2 (gene Smoc2). Gene Ontology annotation, cellular component: basement membrane. The record is from RefSeq and is a predicted model, not a curated record. Gene Ontology annotation, biological process: extracellular matrix organization. Gene Ontology annotation, molecular function: extracellular matrix binding; heparin binding; calcium ion binding. Lineage: Eukaryota; Metazoa; Chordata; Mammalia; Rodentia; Castoridae.
GGCCAUCCCGAGCCGCGCAGGGAGAGGACCGCGGCGGAGCCUCCACCCGCCGUGCCAAGGCGCAGGGCGCAGGGCGCGGCCGCUCUCCGUGCGUCGCCCGUGCCCCCUGGGACGGAGAGUUCGCCUCGUCCCCGGCCGGUCACCAUGCUGCUGCCCCAGCUCUGCUGGCUGCCGCUGCUCGCGGGGCUGCUGCCGCCCGCACCCGCGCAGAAGUUCUCGGCGCUCACGUUCCUGAGAGUCGAUCAGGACAAAGACAGAGACUGCAGCCUGGACUGCGCGGGCUCCCCGCAGAAGCCUCUGUGCGCGUCAGACGGGAGGACCUUCCUGUCCCGCUGCGAGUUCCAGCGCGCCAAGUGCAAAGACCCCCAGUUAGAGAUCGCGUACCGGGGGAACUGCAAAGAUGUGUCCAGGUGUGUGGCCGAGCGGAAGUACACCCAGGAACAAGCCCGGAAGGAGUUCCAGCAGGUGUUCAUUCCAGAAUGCAAUGAUGACGGCACCUACAGUCAGGUCCAGUGUCACAGCUACACAGGGUACUGUUGGUGUGUCACACCCAACGGAAGGCCCGUCAGCGGCACUGCCGUGGCCCACAAGACGCCCAGGUGCCCGGGCUCUGUAAAUGAAAAGUUACCCCAACGGGAAGGCACAGGAAAAGCAGUCUCCUUGCAAAUCUUUUCCGUUCUGAAUUCAGAUGAUGCCGCCGCCCCGGCGUUGGAGACUCAGCCGCAAGGAGAUGAAGAAGAUAUUGCAUCACGCUAUCCUACCCUUUGGACUGAGCAAGUCAAAAGUCGGCAGAACAAGACCAAUAAAAAUGCAGCCUCCUCCUGUGACCAGGAGCACCAGUCUGCCCUUGAGGAGGCCAAGCAACCCAAAAAUGACAACGUGGUGAUCCCCGAGUGUGCCCAUGGCGGCCUCUACAAGCCAGUGCAGUGCCACCCGUCCACAGGGUACUGCUGGUGCGUGCUGGUGGACACAGGGCGCCCCAUUCCCGGUACAUCCACCAGGUAA